Messenger RNA from Microstroma glucosiphilum, 1789 nucleotides. RefSeq names its product putative FRS2-phenylalanine--tRNA ligase beta chain, cytosolic. Gene Ontology annotation, cellular component: cytoplasm; phenylalanine-tRNA ligase complex; cytosol. The coding region runs from base 15 to 1604 and encodes 529 amino acids. The transcript has 3 exons. Gene Ontology annotation, biological process: phenylalanyl-tRNA aminoacylation. Gene Ontology annotation, molecular function: tRNA binding; phenylalanine-tRNA ligase activity; ATP binding. Lineage: Eukaryota; Fungi; Basidiomycota; Exobasidiomycetes; Microstromatales; Microstromataceae. The record is from RefSeq and is a predicted model, not a curated record.
CAUCAUCCCGUACCAUGACAGUGUCGGCCCCGUCAGCAUGGGACAUCAACCCACCGGCAGAGUGGCUCUUGCGACAGGUCGACGCAGCAGGCUCUUCAGGAAUCAAGGAUUCGCGGGCUCUGGUCCACCCACCUCCAGCGCCCACCAAUGCAGAUGAUGAACAGCAGGUAGACGAGUACCACAAGAGGAGAGCAGACUGGCAGCUCGCUCUUUUGGGUCAUCUCAAGUCUCUAGAGGCAAAGGAGAUGGUCACCUUCACCAGCCAGGAUGAGCUCCUGUACACAUUGACGAAGGAAGGUGGACAGAUUGCCAGAGAGGGGUCGCAAGAGUACAGGGUGUGGGCUGCUCUCCCUGCCGGCGGAGAGCAGGGGAAGACUAUGGAUCAGCUCAAGCAAGAGCUAGGCGCUGAUGUUCUCAAGAUUGGUCAAGGAAAGGCCUUUGCAAAGAAGUGGGCAAGGAAAGACCCGACGUCACCAGGAUCUCUGGCUAGGAUGGCAGGAGUAGACAACGUCACAGAUGAGACUGCCGAUGAUCUGCGUCAGGUCAGAGCGACAGGUUCACUAGACGAGAAGAAGGUCGCAGACCUAAAGAAGCGCAAGCUGGUCAACCAGAAGAAGCUGCUUUGGUUCACAAUCUCGAAGGGCCCCAAUUUCAGCCUCACGAUUGAGAAGCUGAUCACCGAUCUGUCAUCAGAUCUGCUACACUCGGGAGCUUGGAAGACAGCUCCUUUCAAGAAGUACAACUUCGAUGCCGAGGCAGCUCUGCCGGCUACAGGAGCUCUGCAUCCCCUACUCAAGGUUCGGGAAGAGUUUCGCAACAUCUUCUUCGAAAUGGGAUUCACUGAGAUGCCCACGAACCGAUUUGUCGAGUCGAGCUUCUGGUGCUUCGACUCUCUGUAUGUGCCUCAGCAGCAUGCUGCUCGAGACGUGCAAGAUACUUUCUUCAUCAAGGAUCCUCCCGCCGCCAAGCACAUUCCAGAAGACUACCUCAAGCGCGUGACAGACGUGCAUGAAGUAGGAGGCUACGGCUCGACUGGCUACCAAUACAAGUUCAGCCGCGAGGUGACAGAAAAGCUGGUCCUGCGGACGCAUACCACUGCCGUCUCCUCUGCCAUGCUGUACGAGCUAGCCAAUCAAAAGGGUGGCUUCAAACCCGCCAAGAUGUUCUCCAUCGACCGGGUCUUCCGAAAUGAAGCCGUCGACGCAACGCAUCUCGCCGAAUUCCACCAAGUCGAGGGCGUCGUGGCCGACUACAACAUCACCCUCGGAGACUUGAUUGGAUUCAUGCAAAUCUUCUUUGCAAAGAUGGGCGUGACGGACCUGCGCUUCAAGCCGGCCUAUAACCCUUACACUGAGCCCUCUCUGGAGAUCUUCUCCUACCACAAGGGACUAGGCAAGUGGGUGGAGAUUGGAAACAGUGGCAUGUUUAGGCCGGAGAUGUUGCGACCGAUGGGUCUGCCGGAAGGAGUGAAUGUUUUGGGUUGGGGACUCAGUCUAGAGAGGCCGACGAUGAUCCGGUAUGGGAUCAACAACAUCAGGGAUCUCGUUGGACACAAGAUCUCAAUUGAGAAUGUCGAGAGGGCGCCUGCUGUGCGCUUCCCGUGAAACUGCCCGUAGGCUGCUGGGCAACGAAGCAGGUCAAGAGCACUAGAGGGACUUCGCUGGUCUGUAAUGAUACAUUUUGCUUGCUUCCUCUUCCCUUCAUCAACCAACGACAUGUGUCAUCGACUUUGCCUUCCUUCCGUCCCCUAACCUCACCGAUAGCUAUCCGCCCUCUUUGCAUUCACACC